AUGCGGAUCAACAAUUCUUCUUCGGGCGGCAGCUCUACGGUUGUUCUUGAGAUGCCAUCAAGGUCCCAGCAGCCAAAUAACUCAGAGAAGGACGUGCCCGUGUAUGAAGAUGUCUCAGCCGGAGCCCUACCCUCUCCAACGACUGCCACGCCUCAAUUGCAGAAAUGGAACUCACCUCGCAUCAACUUGUGGCGGUGUCUAGCGACCUUCUACUCCUUCAUCAUCCUCGGCGCCAAUGACGCCGCAUAUGGAGCCUUGAUCCCUUACCUCGAAACAUACUACCAUGUCAAUUACACAGUCAUCAGUCUCGUAUUUCUGUCGCCCAUAGUCGGCUACACAAUGUCGGCAUUAUUGAACAAUCAGAUUCAUACUGUGUACGGGCAAAGAGGGGUUGCGAUUUUGAUGAGCGUGUCGCAUGUUUGCGCUUACACUGCCAUCUCUGUUCACCCUCCUUAUCCUGUCCUGGUGAUAGUCUUCAUCCUCGCCGGGUUCGGCAAUGGCUUAGGCGACAGCGGGUGGAAUGCUUGGAUUGGUGAUAUGGCCAAUGCGAACGAAGUUCUUGGUUUCCUGCAUGGCUUCUACGGACUCGGUGCGGCUCUGUCGCCUUUAAUAGCAACCACUCUAGUGACGAAAGCGGACUGGCAUUGGUACGAAUUUUAUUACCUCAUGGUCGGCGCAGCAGUGCUCGAGGUUAUUCUCCUUGUCGGCACCUUUUGGAAAGCGGACGCUCAAGCCUAUCACGCUGAACACCCUCGAACUGCUGACACCGACUCCUCGGGCUCGAGCACUCCCACCGGUAUUGAAGCGACCAGCAACGGCGAAGGAGCGGCAAAGAAACAAGGCCUCCUUGGCAAACUGUCUCCGUUGCGAAAGAGAGGAAAGGGCAAGAGCAAGACAGCCGAAGCGGUCAAGAACAAAGUGACUAUUCUCGCCUCGGUAUUCUUACUUAUCUAUGUUGGGAUUGAGGUUAGUAUUGGUGGCUGGAUUGUGACUUUUAUGCUCCGUGUCAGGAAGGGGAAACCUUUUGCUUCUGGUCUCACAUCCAUGGGAUUCUGGCUCGGGAUCACUGUUGGUCGACUGGUCCUUGGCUUCGUCACAGCUCGACUCUUCAAGAGCGAGAAACACGCCGUGGCCACCUAUCUUGUUUGCAGCGUGGCGUUGCAAUUGCUGUUCUGGCUCAUACCGAAUUUCGUGGUCAGUGCAGUGAUGGUUGGGCUCCUGGGAUUCUUCCUGGCACCACUAUUUCCUGCCGCGGUUGUGGCACUCACAAAGCUGCUUCCGAAGCGGCUGCACGUCGCCGCUGUGGGGUUUGCAGCCGCUUUUGGUGCGAGUGGUGCCUGCGUUCUACCGUUUGCUGUCGGUGCUAUCGCCAAUGCGGCGGGAGUCAAGGUGUUACAGCCCAUCAUACUGGCAGCACUAGUGCUCUGUUUGGGUGUAUGGCUGUUGAUUCCGACGCUGCCAAAACAGAGGAUGGCAUAA
Cladophialophora carrionii CBS 160.54 is the source of this 1479-nucleotide messenger RNA. RefSeq lists its product as uncharacterized. Gene Ontology annotation, biological process: transmembrane transport. The record is from RefSeq and is a predicted model, not a curated record. The coding region runs from base 1 to 1479 and encodes 492 amino acids. Lineage: Eukaryota; Fungi; Ascomycota; Eurotiomycetes; Chaetothyriales; Herpotrichiellaceae. Gene Ontology annotation, cellular component: membrane. The transcript has 3 exons. Gene Ontology annotation, molecular function: transmembrane transporter activity.